Oryctolagus cuniculus (rabbit) is the source of this 9227-nucleotide messenger RNA. NCBI's taxonomy places the organism in Eukaryota, Metazoa, Chordata, Mammalia, Lagomorpha, Leporidae. The record is from RefSeq and is a predicted model, not a curated record.
CGCCAGCCUAGAAUUACAUUUUUUUAAGAAAGAAAAAAAAAGACAAGGGGAAUUAGGGAAGAUUUAACAGUAGAGUUCUGCCCAGCACUUCUCCCUUCUGUGGCAAAGCCCUCUGUCCUCAUUCCGGUCUUGAGUUCAUGUGGGACUCCAGUGUCCUUACAGAGUUAAUAUCCAUUUUGUGCCACAAUUAGAGCCGGGAAUGCCUCUCACCACCUCCCGCUCGGGUCUUGUUUUAUGGAACCAACACACAAUCAUAAAAUGGUAAACCACAUAAAGCCUAGAUAAAUUGGUAGAAUUAGAAACCCUGCAGUAGAUUCUUGGAUCGGCCUUCUAACCUCCUUUUCAGCCCUCUAGCUGCAGAAAGUGGAAAGCCAGUAGUGUUAUUUCCCAGAAUCCCAUGCUGUUGGCAUUCUGAAUGUGAAUUGGGUUCUGCCAACAAGAAACAUACCUUUGCUGAGAAAUUCGCCUUCUGACGCACAGAAAUGAGGGAGUCUUCUAAGAAGUAGAGUGGGAAACUGUAAGGCUCAGAGGCAGCAGAAGUGGGGAGCAGCCGUGGUAACUGGGGGACUUCAGGCUGUGCUCGUUUUCCCUCUACCCACCUCUCCCUUUGUUCAGAGAGAACAGUCAAGUGGCUGUCCUCAGAGCACAACAGAAAGACUCUCAAAGGGACUGGUUAAUGGCUAACUCAUGGCAUUAGAGCUGGACAGAGAACAGGCAAUGUGCCAGCCAACUCCCCAGUGGACACUGGACACAAUGAUGCCAGGGUGGUUCCCUCCCUAUUUCUUCCCUCAGGAAGGAUCCUCAGCCUGCAAACUUGAUCCCUUUGUGCACCCUGAAGGGAAAACUCCUCACUCCAUACUUUCCUAUCUGUUCAUCAAUCCAGGUAAAUCUCACCCUCAUAUUCCUGACUGGAAAAAAAAAUCUGAACUAUAUGAAAUGUCCAAACAAUUUGGACAAAACUUGAGUAGGUAGAAUUCAAGCAUUUGGCAAUAACGUCCCAACCGAUCUUUCCACCUGUGUGACAAUCCACUCUGAAGCCCACUGCACAGUCCCUGGAGUUCAGACACCCUUGUUUACAUCUCUGCAGACGGGCCCAGCAUCUUCACAGGCCUAGAACUUUGCCUCCUCCCACCUGCUCUGAACCCAGGGAAAUGGCUUCCCUGUUCUCAAGAGGUGUCCGCUGUGUCUUCUGCCUCUCAGGUCUAUUUUUGCGUCUCUUUCCCCUCAGAUGUGCUUCUGUUGUCCUGCUUUUCUAAGUCCUACCCCUUCAAUUUGCAUCUCCAAGGCUGUUCUCUCCACAGAGCUUUUCUUGAGCAGACAGGGCUGAGCUUAGGGCCUGGCUCUUAGUAAGCAUGGAACAGUUGUGGAAUGAAUGACUCCUCCAAACGCCCAUGGUUUUUCUUUCCCUGAACCCCUCCCUCCCUUUGUGCUUCUUUUUGGAGCCUCAUACCCUCCUGCUUGGGCUGUUGUCUAAUCCCCAACCGACUGGAAGCUUCCUGAGGGCUGAGGGUGUGUUUCUGGCCUAAACUGCUCUGGGUCUGCUCAGGACUAGGGGAUUUCCUGGGUCAGAACCUGUCUUGCUAAAACCUGAAAGGUCUUAGGCAACCCACAACACAUUGACCUCCCAGGUCCUGACCACCAGGGAUUCCAUGGAUUAUUAAGAGAAACUGGGUUGUAGAGUUCCUGUGUGGGCCUGGUGAUAGCCUCUGGAGUGCAUCCUUCCACACGUCUGUCUGCCUCAGGCAGGCCUGGGUCCAGGGAUGUGGCUUUUCCACUGAGGGAGAACUCCACAUGGUCCAGGAAUAAAAUGAAGACUUCAAACCAAGAUAAAUUUCCUACCUGAAAGACAAAGUAAACCCUGAAAUAGGGAGGCUUAAGAUACUCCGAGAAAUCACCAAAGGGGUUUUGGGAAACGGCAGAAAACAGAGGGUGUUUUUGUUUGUUUGUUUGUUUUUUAAUGAUUUAUUUAUUUGAAAGAGUGACACCAGGAGAGGGAGGGAGAGAGCAAGCGAGAGAAAGAGCGCAAGAGAUCAAUUCUCCAUCCACUGUCAAAUCCCCAAAUGCCUGCAACAGCUAGGGCUGGGCCAGGCCAAUACCAGGAACCAAAAAUACCAUCCAGGUUUUCACAUGGGCAGCACGGGCCAAAGAGCCUGGGCCAUCUUCCACUGCCCUCCCAGGCACACCAGCAGGAAGCUGGAUCAGAAGCAGAGCAGCUGGGACUCCAAUGGUGUCAAAAGUGGUGGCCCAACCCACUGUACAACACCCACUCCCAGAGUUCUUUUUUUAAAAAUUGACUUCUAAAAAAGAUUUUUUAUUUGUUUGAAAGGCAGAGUUACAGAGAGAGAAGGAGAGAGAGAAAAGUCUUCCAUCAGCUGAUUCACUCCCCAGAUGGCCACAACACACCAAAGCCAGGAGCCAGGAGCUUCAUCUAGGUCUCUCACAUGAGUGACAGGAACCCAAGGACUUGGACCAUCUUCUGCUGCUUUCCCAGGUGCAUUAGCAGGGAGCUGAAUCAGAAGUGGAGUAGCUGGGACUUGAACUGGCAAGAUUUCUUUUAUUUAUUUGAAAGAGUGACAGAGAGAGGUAGAGACAGAGAGAGAGGUCUUCCAUCUGCUGAUUCACUCCCCAGAUGGCCACAAAGGCCAGAGCUGCACUGAUCAGAAGCCAGGAACCAGGAGAUUCUUCAGGUCUCCCACGUGGGUGCAGGGGCCCAAGGACUUAGGCCAUCUUUUACUGCUUUCCCAGGCCAUAGCAGAGAGCUGGAUCGGAAAAGGAGCAGCCGAGACUUGAACUGGCACCCAUGUGCGAUGCAGGCACUUCAGGCCAGGGCUUUAACCUGCUGUGCCACAGCGCCGGCCCCAGAGAAUUCUUUUUUUCUUUUUCUUUUUUUAAAUGGAUCCUGCAACAGCUACUUUUCUUCCUGUCUGUGAGUCCAUGAGCCUCAGUUUCCAAUCUGCAAGACUGGGGGUGAGAAUGUUGUCCUUGCAGGACUAUUGAGAGAGUUUAGUGAGAGAAGAUAUGUGUAUGUACCAAGUCCAAUGCCUGGUGCCUGGAGAUGCUAAGACCCCAAUCAUGCUCCUCUUCCCUGAUUCCUAGUUCUGUGUCCCCAUUCCCUCUGCUUGAACUUCUUUCUUACUCCCUUCCCAUCUCCCUCAAAACUUCCUGUUUUCCGCUUCUUUCUCCCUCAUAUAUUUUCCACUUACAAAAAAAAAUAAUAAUAAUUAAUGAGAAAUGAGGCCAGGGGCAGGCCUUGAGUUUAGUGUUUAAGAAGCCAGUAAAGACACUUGCAUCCCACAUCAGAGUACCUGAGUUCCACGCCUGGCUGCAUUAUCCUGCUGAUGCAGACCUUGGGAGAGAGCGGUGCUGGCUCAACUAAUUGGGCUGCUGCCACUCAUAUGGGAGACCUGGAUUGAGCUCCCAGAUUCCAACUUUGGCCCAGCCCAGUCCUGGCCAUCUAUUGUGGAUAUUUUGGGAGUGAACCAGUGGAUGGAAGCUCUUCUGCCUAACUCUUUUUUCCUCUCUCCCUCUCUCUUGCUAUCUCUCAAAUAUUUUUUUAAAAGGACACCAAAAAUUAAAGUAUAAAAUCUAGAAAAAUCACGAAGUAUGCAAGGUUUUUGUUGCAGUUUGGUGUGUUUAAAUGCCUCCUUUGUUUUUCUUGUCCAUAACUUCUCUGAAGAGUUAGGAUUUGGGGUUUGCAGAGCUGAAGUGACAAUGAAAUGUGGAAUGUUCUCCUUAAUCUCGAGCCCAUGGAGUAAAGUUCUGGCAUAGUUUCAGAGGAUUGCUUGUUUUAAAGGAGCUGGUUCUCCUCCGUUUAUGCCUGGUCUCUGUUGUGCUUGAGCAAGCUAAACAGACAAGUAAUAGACCUCCCUAGAACACACUGAUUAGAUAAGCCAAUGAGAACCACUGAAGACUGACAUUAGAUUAAAAAAUAGAAAACAAGUGUUACUCUUACAGUGUCUAUGAAUAGACAAAGACUUUUUGGUUCCACAGUGGUUGGUAAGGCAAUAGAGGAGGGGCUAUGUUAAUAGCAGAGGUAAGAAAGGUUCCAAACGCAAGGCCCACCUACAAGGGAUUGGAUUCAAGGGCCAGGAUCCACGGGCCACUGCCCUAGAGGUAUAUCCGUAAGAUAACUUUCCAGACAAAGGAUUGCUGCUACCAAAAGUCAUGAAGGUGGAGGAGAAGGCUGGGGUAGGAAAGCUGGACCCCACCAACUACAGGAGUAGAUGUCGGGACCAAGGCUGCCCUUCCAUCCACCUUGGGCUUCCAGUCCCUAGUUACUCUCAAAGAAAAAGUGACCAGAAGGGACAUCUUUCAGGACUGCAAAAAGUCCGCUGGAGCGUGCAGCCAGACAAGCAACAACACGAGCUGACCAGCCCCGGGAGUGAGGUCGGCAGGCAGGACAGCAGCGUGGAUCUUAUCAGCAGGACUCGGUCUCCAGCUGCUGAGCAGCUCCAGGACAUCCUGGGGGAGGAAGAUGAGGCUCCCAACCCCACCCUCUUCACAGAGAUGGACACUCUCCAGCAUGACGGAGACCAGAUGGAGUGGAAGGAGUCAGCCAGGUGGAUAAAGUUUGAAGAAAAGGUAGAGGAAGGAGGUGAACGCUGGAGCAAGCCCCACGUGUCCACGCUGUCCCUGCACAGCCUCUUCGAGCUUCGCACCUGCCUGCAGACGGGGACAGUGCUGCUGGAUUUGGACAGCGGCUCCUUGCCACAGAUCAUAGAUGAUGUCAUUGAGAAGCAGAUCGAGGACGGGCUCCUGCGGCCAGAGCUCCGGGAGAGGGUGAGCUACGUCCUCCUGCGGAAACACCGUCACCAAACCAAGAAGCCCAUCCACCGCUCCCUAGUGGACAUUGGAAAGUCGGUCUCCUCCACCACAAAUCGCAGCCCCGCCCGGAGCCCUGCCACCGGCCCAAGUCUGCACCGCUCCACUGAGGACCUGAGGUUGCGGCAAAGUGCAAAUUACGGACGUCUGUGUCAUGCCCAGAGCAGAAGCAUGAAUGACAUUUCUCACACCCCAAACACAGACCAGCGGAAAAACAAGUUCAUGAAGAAGAUCCCCAAGGACUCGGAGGCCUCCAACGUGCUGGUGGGUGAGGUGGACUUCCUGGACCAGCCAUUCAUCGCCUUCGUGCGUCUCAUCCAGUCCGCCAUGCUGGGAGGGGUGACCGAGGUGCCCGUCCCCACCAGAUUUCUGUUCAUACUGCUAGGACCAUCUGGGAGAGCAAAAUCCUACAAUGAAAUCGGCCGUGCCAUUGCAACCCUCAUGGUAGAUGACCUCUUCAGUGACGUGGCCUACAAAGCCCGCAGCCGGGAGGAUCUGAUCGCUGGGAUCGACGAGUUCCUGGACGAGGUCAUUGUCCUCCCCCCUGGAGAGUGGGACCCAAACAUCCGCAUUGAGCCCCCCAAGAAGGUGCCCUCUGCCGACAAGAGGAAAUCCGUGUUCUCCCUGAUGGAGCUAGGCCAGAUGAACGGCUCUGUGGGAGGAGGCGGCGGCAGCGCAGCUGGAGGAGGCGGCGGUGGCAGCGGUGCUGGUGGUGGAGGGGCAGCCGGAGCAAGUGGCGGGGAUGAUGGAGAGAUGCCAGCUGUGCAUGAAAUUGGGGAGGAGCUUGUCUGGACUGGAAGGUUCUUUGGUGGACUACGUCUGGACAUCAAGAGGAAGCUGCCUUGGUUCCCAAGUGACUUCUACGACGGCUUCCACAUCCAGUCUAUCUCUGCCAUCCUAUUCAUCUACCUCGGCUGUAUCACCAACGCCAUCACCUUCGGUGGCCUUCUAGGGGAUGCCACCGACAACUACCAGGGAGUGAUGGAGAGCUUCCUGGGCACUGCCAUGGCGGGCUCUUUGUUCUGCCUCUUCUCGGGGCAGCCUCUCAUCAUCCUCAGCAGCACGGGGCCCAUCCUCAUCUUCGAGAAGCUCCUCUUCGAUUUCAGCAAAGGCAACGGCCUGGACUACAUGGAGUUCCGCCUCUGGAUUGGCCUGCACUCAGCCAUCCAGUGCCUUAUCCUGGUGGCCACAGAUGCCAGCUUCAUCAUCAAGUAUAUCACCCGCUUCACGGAGGAGGGCUUCUCCACCCUUAUCAGCUUCAUCUUUAUCUACGAUGCCAUCAAGAAGAUGAUCGGUGCCUUCAAGUAUUACCCUAUCAACAUGGACUUCAAGCCUGACUCCAUCACCACCUACAAAUGCGAGUGCGUCGCCCCUGACACAGUGAAUACAACCGCGUUCAAUGCCUCAGCCCCGCUGGCACCAAACACCAACACUUCUCUGUACAACCCCCUUAACCUCACAGCGCUGGACUGGUCCCUGCUGAGCAAGAAGGAGUGUCUGAGCUAUGGUGGGCGCCUACUUGGGAAUUCCUGCCAGUUCAUCCCAGACCUGGCACUCAUGUCCUUCAUUCUGUUCUUUGGGACAUAUUCCAUGACACUAACCUUGAAGAAGUUCAAGUUCAGCCGCUAUUUCCCUACCAAGGUCCGGGCCCUGGUGGCUGACUUUUCCAUUGUUUUCUCCAUCCUGCUGUUCUGUGGAAUUGAUGCCUGUUUUGGCCUGGAAACUCCCAAGCUGCACGUGCCCAGUGUCAUCAAGCCCACACGGCCUGACCGAGGCUGGUUCGUGGCUCCCUUUGGGAAGAACCCGUGGUGGGUGUACCCGGCGAGCAUCCUGCCUGCCCUGCUGGUGACCAUCCUGAUCUUCAUGGACCAGCAGAUCACAGCGGUCAUCGUCAACCGGAAGGAGAACAAGCUGAAGAAGGCUGCUGGCUAUCACCUGGACCUGUUCUGGGUGGGCGUCCUCAUGGCCCUGUGCUCCUUCACCGGGCUGCCCUGGUACGUGGCUGCCACCGUCAUCUCCAUCGCCCACAUCGACAGCCUCAAGAUGGAGACGGAGACCAGCGCCCCUGGGGAGCAGCCUCAGUUCCUGGGGGUCAGGGAACAGAGAGUGACCGGUAUCAUUGUAUUCAUCCUGACGGGCAUCUCCGUCUUCCUGGCUCCCAUCCUGAAGUACAUCCCCAUGCCGGUGCUGUACGGAGUCUUCCUCUACAUGGGCGUGGCCUCCCUGAAUGGCAUCCAGUUCUGGGAGCGCUGCAAGCUCUUCCUGAUGCCGGCCAAGCACCAGCCGGACCACGCCUUCCUGCGGCACGUGCCCCUGCGCCGGAUCCACCUCUUCACGCUCGUGCAGGUCCUCUGCCUGGCCGUGCUCUGGAUCCUCAAGUCCACGGUGGCCGCCAUCAUCUUCCCGGUCAUGAUCCUGGGCCUCAUCAUCGUCCGAAGGCUUCUGGACUUCAUCUUCUCCCAGCACGAUCUGGCCUGGAUUGACAACAUCCUGCCCGAGAAGGAGAAGAAGGAGACAGACAAGAAGAAGAAAAAGAAGGGGGCCCACGAGGACAGUGACGAGGAGGAAAGAGAUCUUCCAGUUGGAGUAACUCACUCUGAUGCUUCCUUCACUGGCUCAGAACUCGAUCGCAGCAUCACCUUGCACUUCAAAAUUUCCUGUCCAGCUUCACCUGCUUUCAACUACUCCCGGAACCCUGUCUUCAUGGUGCCACAGGUGAAGAUAGAGAUGGAGUCAGACUAUGACUUCACAGACGUGGACAAAUAUGGCAGAGAGGCUGACGGUGAGACCACGCUCUAGGAUGACACAGCCGCUCCCAGACCGGGAAGAGUGAGGGCCUGGGUGAAUCCCCCAACUUCUCUGUGCCUGUCUCCCAUGUACCAGAGGGACUCGUACCUGCUAGAAAGCUGGAGGUCGGUCUGUGCAUUCUCCUUAGAGGCAACGCCCCCCCCCCCCCAUUGUAGUUACUAAAAUACCUAAAUGCUGUAUCUUAUUUUAAAAUGAAGUCCAGCAUAGGAGCGACAUUCUUUUGAAAUGAAAAAAUGCUUGUCUCCCAACACUGUAGCUAAGACUAAAGGAGCAGUAGCCCAUUUGUAUUUGAAAUAUCAAUUUUCUAAAAAAGGUUAGAUUUAAAUCUAGAUGGUUUGAAAGAAUUCUUAGAACACUCUUAUGUAUUUGAAAGGUCCUGUCUUUUCUGUCCAUCUCACUGGGUUUUCUAAGUGUGAACCACCUGCAUUGUGGGCCUUGUUCCAGAAACGUGAUGGGUGAUGGAGGCGUUCCCAGAUUGAAAAAACAGUCCCAAAGUCUCUUAGUGGGAGAACCAACACAUCUAAGUGAAUCAGCGUUUUUAAAAUAGAACAGUUCUUAAGAAAUCUCAAAGCACUUGUUGGACCAACAAUGACUCUUUAAAUCCGCAUGACUGGUUUUGCAAACCCGAAGUCAAGUUUCUUUUGGCAUUUGGAUGGGUCCUUGCUACAAAUUUUCAAGGGCUGAUUCUCAAAGUCAAACUUCCAUUCACAUGAACAUCCCACAUUAGGCAAAGCUAAUGUCUUAUUUUAGAAGAUUAUAACUUUGCAACAAUAACCAAACCAGUACUUUAAAAGAAUAAUUAAAUGCAAUUCGGGUAGCCCAAAACCAGUCAUUAUAGAAACAAACUCUUUUCCCACGAAACUUAACAUCAAUCAUUUUAGCUUCAAUCUGUAUUCUAAUGAGCAGCAGGGCAUCUCCAAAACAACUAUGGAUUUGAGUUUUGAGUAAAUCAUUUUGAUCACCGCAUUUAUUCAAGACAACAAAUGCAGGUGCUUUUUGUCUUCAAAGACAGAUGACCCUGGAUCAUGAAUUCCUUGAGUAGCAGAACAGGUGAAUAACCAUCUGUGCAAUCCUCAGAGCCUAGUAGAGUGCUCGGUUCAUAAAGUCCUCUAUGAGUGGUCUUGAAUUCAAUUCAUCUCGGAGCGCCCUCCCGAGGGAUACUGCCAAGAGCCAUGGCUCUAAACCUCCGCCCCUCCGCGAUAGCAGCAGGUUUACUUAGCUGUUCGUGAACCCAGGAACUUCACCCGAGCUUAUGUCUAAAUUCCCUGCCUUCCUCUGCACCAAUCCUGGGAGAGCUAACGAUCUACCCGGAACAUCUGUUGUAGAGCCUGACUGACUUGGAAUAGCAUUUUGUCCAACUGUAGAAAUGUUACGGAUUCAGGAGUAAAUGUGCUUGAUUAAUCAAACAAGCUGUAAAACUACCAUGUUAAUUUGUUGAUGUAAAUUGAUCACUGUAAUUUUUACCUUAAAUGGCAUUUAUAUUUUGUAUAUACACAAACAUUUUAAUUUCCAUAGUUUUUAAGAGGUUGACAUACUGGAAGUCGGUAAUUUUUUUCCACCUGUGAUGUAACUGUCAUUCAAUAAAACUUCGUCCUGUC